AUGCUGGAAGAGGAACGAGGCAAUAACGGGGAUGGCGGGAAUAAGAACUCUCGCAAUGAUGAAGCUGCAAUUAGUGACAGAAUUUCCGGGAAUGAUGCAGGUUCAGGAACACCGAUAACAACCGAACUCGCUGGUUCGGGAAGUCAAACAGCAACGAUAAACACCCAACCCGAUGUUAUUACAGUGACUCACGAAGACACCGAUACCGGAUCUGUUUCUACCGGGGAUGGGAAGCAACCCGUGGAGUUGCCGCGAGCUGACAAUGCGGGAGUGACUGUAGCGGGGGGAGUGGAAAGGGAGGGGAGCGAGGAGCAAGGAGCGGACGAGUUGGGACAGGAGAGUGAGAUGGAGAGUAAAGACGAGGAGGAGGUGGGGUCCCGGCGGGAAGCGAGUGAACGCGCGGCGGAAGCGGAAGCGGAAGCGGGGGGGCGAAGGGGAGCGGAAGCGGAACCGGAGGAGGAGGAAACGGGCGCGCGGGAUGGGUCCGGGGAAGUGGAUGGUACCAGCGGGGGACAGGGGGAGGGGCAGGGGCGAGUGAAUGGCGCAUUGGCGCAACUACGCGGGGGAGCUUCUGGGAGAGGGGAGGGGGGCGGGGUGGAGGGCGCGAGUGCAGAGGGGAUGACAUGCCGGGCGUGGUUGGAGCAGCAAGACGAAGUGGGUGUGGGGAGGGAGUUUGAGAAGCAGCCGGUGCGAGUGCGAGUUUGGGGAGGUGAAGCGGUGGGACUGCGAUGUGCCGUCAAGAGGUGGGAUUGUGAUGUGCCGUGUGAGUUUGUGAGUUCGGGUGACGACGUGGACGCCAGUUUGACGUAUGCAGUGGCGGGCAAGAUGGUGCUGCGCUCAAUGGAGGCGCGCUCCUAUUACCCCGCCAACGACCCUGCUGUGUCCAGGGGGUCCUACAGUAUGGUGCUGCGCUCAAUGGAGGCGCGCUCCUAUUUCCCCGCCAACGACCCUGCUGUGUCCAGGGGGUCUCACAGUGUGAGUGGUAGGGAGGGAGCAUGUUGCGUGCAAGAUGGUGCUGCGGUGCUGCUGUCAGGUGCUGAUGACAGUGCACUAUCACUCGGACGUGCCAGUGCAGUGCAGUACGGGUCGUGGGAGGAGUAUGAUAUCAUGCGACCCAUCCGUGCCAUCCCUUCUCCUCUCUUGCCACUCGUCUUGCUCUCCCUGGUCUCUCUCUUUUCAAGCCUCCCCAUGGCAACAACAGGUGGUGAUGACAGUGCACUACGACUCACACGUGCCAGUGCACAACAGGUGGUGAUGACAGUACACUACGACUCACACGUGCCAGUGGUGAUGACAGUGCACUACGACUCGGACGUGCCAGUGCAGUACGGGUCCUGGGAGGAGUAUGACAUCAUGCGCCCCCCCGUCCCCAAGACAGCAGACGCCAUUGCUGCUGCGUUCAUCAGCAACUGUGCUGCCAACAACUUCCGACUCAAGGUGGGAAAGGGAGAGGGGGUGUCCACUCAAGGUGGGGAGAGGGGGUGUCGACUCAAGGCGGUGGAGGAGCUGCAGAAGUUCUUUCCCGUGCACUCGUAUGGUCGCUGUCUCAACAACCGGCCGUUUGAGCAUGACAAGCUCGCAGUGAUCCAACGUUACAAGUUCUCCCUCGCCUUUGAGAACUCCUGUGAACCGGACUACAUCACUGAGAAGUUCUGGCAGUCCCUAGUGGCCGGGUCCGUGCCUGUGAUCGUGGGCCCUCCCAACAUUGCAGACUUUGUGCCGGACAACACCUCGUACCUCUACAUCCAGAGCGAGGAGGAUGUUCCAAGGGUGGCAAGGCAGAUGCAGGCCAUAGCGGCCGACGAGGACGCGUACAACAAGAUGCUCGAGUGGAAGCGAUCUGGGCCGUCGGAUCAGUUCAUUGCCAACGUGGAUCUGUCGGCUGUGCACUCCUCCUGCCGCCUCUGUGUGCUUCUGGCUGACCGCAUCCGCACGCAAGAGAUCGCUGCCUCCCGCAAGCCACGGCCCUGCAGACGUCUCAAAAGUCUGUCUCCCUUCACCUCUCCCUCCUUCCCGGCCACUGUCCCCGCCUCUUCCCGAACCUCCCUCGCGCGUGGUCCUCGUUUGCUGUGUCUGACACCUGUAUCCGCCCCAUGCUGCUUUGCAUCUUUCACCCACAUGCAACAGGUGUGA
Messenger RNA from Closterium sp. NIES-65, 2133 nucleotides. The record is from the annotation of a GenBank genome assembly. NCBI's taxonomy places the organism in Eukaryota, Viridiplantae, Streptophyta, Zygnematophyceae, Desmidiales, Closteriaceae.